UAAAUCAGUAUCACAGCAACUGUCGCCGCGGACGCACGAAUAACGGGAAACGAGUAAACUGCGCAAAAUUUAAAACGAAAACAAACAAUUACUAUUAAAAAAAAACAAUUAAAAUUUAAACAAAAAGUGUUAUUAAACUUAAAAUAUAUAUUAAAAGUAAAAUAAUUUAAUAAAAUAUUAAGUUAGAAGCACAAAAAUUAUGCUCAAAGAGUGGGUGUAAUUGAAGAGUAAAAAACAAGCUGUUUUUACGGCAAAUUUAAGUGAAAAAAUAAUUAAAAAACCACCAAAAACUUGGCAAUCCCGAAAUACUACAAAUUCGCCUUGAACACAUGCACACAAAAACAUUUGUAUCCUUCAUUUAACGGGAUAACAAGAAAUAGCUAUAAAACUCAACAGCAAGCAGAGAGAUACUACACCACAAUGAUUGUCAAAAAAGUAUGGUGAAUUACACAAUGUCUUAUCAUUUGCUGACUCGCUCUUUUUGCACUCUCUCUCGUUCUUGCUCUCAACAACCAUCAUUGCAAUGUCUAUUACAGUUUGAGUGAAAUGUAAGCAAAACGCACGUAUACGCGAAGGAAAGAACAUCGUGCACGGUUAAACGCGAGUGUAGUUUUGAAAGGAAAAUAUAAAAAGGAAAACACAAAUUCAAAUAAAAAUAUUGCAAAAAAAAUAUUAAUCAAAAGUGAAAAAAUAAUAGAAUAAAAAAAUCGAUAAAAUGCAAUUAAAUAAUCAUACAAUAUAUAAAGUAAAUAAUAUUUAUACAUAAAUUAAAUGAUUGAAAAAUACAAAAAAAAUAAAAUAUUAAACGAAAUAGUGCGUGUAAAAGAGUUUUGUGUGUCUGUGUUUUUUUAGUAGUUGUAAAUGUGUGUAUGUAGAUAAUGUAACAACUCUCCUUACAAAUAACAAAAAAGAGUUUCGAAACAAAUAAAAGAUAAACGAGCGAAAAAAAAGGAAUAAAAAAGGAAAAAUGACAAGAACAUAAAACUAAAGAAAACUUAAAACAAAAAUAAAACAAGUGAGAGCAAGUGUGCGUGUAUUAGAGUUUUUUUCUUGUGAGUGAGUUUUAUUUUAAAUAAAAAUACAAAAAACUCAUACACAUACAACAACUACAAGUACUUUUGGCCUAGUACUUCUUGAAGUAGCAACCAACCAACCCCCCAAAACAGGAAUCAUACUUAACCUCUUUGUUCACCUUGUUCCAAGCCAAAUAGCAACAACAACAACAACUAGAGACAAAAAUUAAAAAAGCAAAAAGUAAAAAAAAAAACACACAAAAAAGUGUAAUAAUAAAAAAUAAUAGUGUAGAAAAUAUAAAAGAAAAUAUCAUAAUGGAGCAGCCCAGCAUACUUGUUAGAAUUUUACAUUCGAUACCGCAUGUGAACUACACAUUUCAACGGGUUAAUGACACCUUCAAUCCGGACAGCGAUGUUUAUCUAGAGAGUCUGGGCAUUUUGGCUUCAAUUCCCGCCGGUUUAUUAAUAUUAUCACUGUUUGGCUUACUAUUAUAUCUGCUCACACGCUGCUGUGACCGUAAGCAACGAAAACCCAGCGCACAAAGAUGUCAAAGUUGUUCUUUGGUGAUUAUUACAUUGAUGACAUGUGCUGCCAUAGGUUUGGGUCUCUAUGGCAACGAUGAUUUCCAUAAUGGUUUAUUACAAGCAUUCAGUUCCGGCAAACAAGUGGAAGGACUUGUAUUGAGCUUAAAACGACAGACUGAAGCCAUAAAACAUGAUCUCGAAACUAAAAUGAAUCAACAUAGACUCGAAGCACAAAUAGAAAAAGUACAAUAUAAUCAAACUGCUGUAAUGUUGUUAAUUGAAACGUGUGGUUUAGUGCGCGAAAAUACCUCACGUGCUGUUACCAGUCUCGAUAACAUGGUGCUAUAUUUUAUGAAAACCAAAGGCAGUGAAAAUGAUACCUCCCUAAUGGGUUUAUUACAUUUGGGUGAACUUUAUGAAUCGAUACGAUGGCCUGCAACUUUAGGUUUCCUUACGCUUUUACUACUGCUGUGUACCGUAUUGGUAAUAGGCGUGGCACGUCGUUCUCGCUGUGCCUUGAUAUUCUUUAGUGUAGCUGGUCUAUUUUGUAUAAUUAUAUGUUGGCUAUUGGCGGGUGUUUAUCUGGCAUCGGCUGUAGCCGCUGGUGACUUUUGUAUGCGUCCACAUGAGUACAUGUGUCGUCAGGUGGGAAUGCGGAGUCCUUACGUUUACUUCCUUAACUGUGGCACCUUACGCAAUCGCUUCAUUUUACGCCUGAAUGAAUCACGUGAUCUGGUGGAACGUGCUCGUGAAUCAGUUUAUUUAAUACAAAGAAUGAGCCAAGAAACGUAUCCACGUAUAGAUGUACACAAAACACUAGAGUCCAUGGAUAAUGAUUUAGAGGAAACGAAACGUAAUCUCACCGUUUUAUCAGCAACUUUGGAUAGACGUGCCAUAGAUCGUCAUUAUUCAGAGGCUUUAAGAGGUCUUUGUGGCGGCGGUCUUUUAGGUUUAAGUCUGAUGAUGGUAGCCGGCCUUUUGACAUCUUUUCUCUUCACCAUACUUGUCUAUGCCGAUUCACAUGCUUGGAUCUAUUUAAGCAAACGAAGACCCUCUGUGGAUGCCGAUAAAUCCGAAACAGCACCUUUAUUCCCCUCUAAUGCACCAAGUGCAAAUAUAUCACCCACAGCACCAGUCCAUCAUACGGGCACUAUUAAUCGUACCCUUUUACAUCAUCAGCAGACCCAUGGCGUGUCCGCAGGCCAUAGUGGCACCUUGGGUGGCACACGCAGCAAUGGUGCCGCCAAUGGAUUGAGAACAGGGUUGGCAUCAUACAACAAUCAUCAUAAAACUAACACACUACAUAGUGGUGGUGGUGCGGCUGGUAGUGGCAAAUUAUCACCCUCACCACCGCCAGGUUAUGAUGUUGUGGUGCAUGGCACAAGAUCUUCGGGCCAUCAUACCUUAGGGCGACUGCCUUCGCAUCAGCAACCCAGCUAUAUGCCUGGUCCUAAUAACGGCAAAUAUGCCACACUUAGCAAACAAUGUAAGACUUUGGAAGCCAACGAUUUUUACUGAGAUUCGCUUGCCUGCAGCUCUAAUGCAGGCAAUAGCAGUAUACGACUUAAUAGCAUUACCGCCUCCAAUGGUAUUGGAAGAAAUUCAAUUAAAAGUAUGUUUGCCUCAGCCACUCUACCACGUUCGGCUGGUUCUUCGCUACGUUCUGUAUUGUCCGCCCAAACUUCGAAUACGGUUUGCAGAUCAACUGGCAAUGGUUUGGAUCUGGAUGACGAUAAGGAUCCACGUGAUGUUACCAACAAUAGCUUUAAUCGUUUCGAUCCCAAAUACAUUAGCAUAGGUCCGAAAGCGGUAAGGGGCAAUAAUAAUUUGAGUGUGCUAGCUGCUGCUACGGCCAAUAAGUGUGCUACUUUAGGGCGACCACAUGGUGGUCGUUAUGGAGGAUCCUUGAAGGGUACUAGUCCUUCUCCUAAUUUGCGUAGUGCCAAGACUCCUUCAAUUUCAACCGUAUCCAAAGACUAUUGUCCUCAGCCGGAUUGCAUACCUCAAUCAUAUGUGAAUAAUACUACUGAAAUGCUAGUGCCUCAGGCAACUCAGCCACCGCCUCCACCUCUUCCGCCGCCAAAGCCCAAGAAUACAUUUACCGAGAUACCGGGCACUACAGGUGUAGGCAGUUCAUAUGCCAAAGAACAAUUACAAAUGCAAUUACAAAUUCAGCAACAGCAGCAACAACAGCAGCCUCAGCAAUAUCAAUUACAAGAGAUACAACCAGCAACAGUAACACCUACAGUUCAGCGACCAUUGCCAGUUCAGCAUCAUCCACCGACAACACAUAUUCUGCCACCGUCAGCGGUCUACAGUAUCGAGAGCUCCAGUUAUCAACAACAACAGCAGCAGCAACAACAAUUACAGCAACAAAUACAACAGCAGCAGAAUGAACCUCCUCCUCCUUUACCACCACCACAAAUCAUACCCUCCGUUGCAUCCAGACCUCUACCUCCACAACCAGUAGCCGCACCUGCACCACCACCACAACUACCCCGCUCUCUAAAUCCAAAUUCAAUCAUUAAUCAACCUUUACCCGAAAUACCUACACAACAAAAUCAACCGCAACCAGCCCCUCCACCCGUUCAGCAAUCCAAAAUAUCACCCCAGCCCUUGUGUGCAGCCAACCUAAACCAGUAUCGUUCGCUGCAAAGACCACAGCAGCAGAAACUGCAACUACCAGCACAAACUCAAACCACUUCACAACAGCAACUGAAUCAAUUGAACCAAACUCAGCCUCAAAUCCAAUUGCAACCACCUAGUCUACCACCUAAAAAUCGUCACAAAUCUCGAGAGCACAACUCGAAUAUCCAACAAAUGCAGACUCUACCUCCCAAAUCAAAUAGUUUACGCCACCAACAAGUAGCCACGAACAACUACGAACAGGAAAGAGAUCGCGAACGAGAUAGAGAACGUCAAAGAGAACGCGACCGGGAUCGCGAACGAGAGAAACACGAACGUUCACGACGCUCCGAGACCUUGGACAAUGCACGUUCAAAUGCCGCCUACAUGGAUCAACAUUCCAUUUCAGUCAAAAAGCAACAUUCUUAUGAAACCUCACAGCCAUCAAGCUAUCAUCAACGCCAUCCUGCAGCGACCACGCCAAACAACAACUACCAUUCAACCAUCUUAACGAAGCAACAACAUCAGCAACAAUUGCUGGUCGAGGCUCACCAGCAACAGAUGUACUAUCGCUCGCUAAAACGUGGUGGAUCUCAUGCCAACAAUGACAUGUAUUCGGUGACCGAAUUGUAGGAAUGCGCCUGCUGUGGCGGCGGUGUUGAUGUCGUGAGACGCACUAAGUGUUCCACAGCAUCUAAUGCCUCUGCCGCAGCAAUGGGCAAUAGUUCAUGCGUAGCACCCAUACCUCUACCGCCCAAGAAACACCAACGUUCCUCGUCAAGCGGCAGAGAACCUCGAGAAUCGGCGGUAUCCGCCUCAUAUAAUGCCAACAAGUGCGAAGACCACGAAUAUGAUGAAUAUUGUCCGGGAGCAUAUGAGCCCCAAACGCCUCACCAUCAGGGCUCCAGGCAAUCUCACCUUUCCACCGGCAACUCCUCAACAUCAACGAAACAUCAACAAAGGUCUGCUACAUUUGAUGUGGCUGAUGCUCGUGAUUAUGAGCUGAAACGUUUGGGCAAUCGAAGAUCCCAGUCGCAAAAUGCUACCAAUUUAAAGCAAGCACGAAAUGGUGGCUUAGUGGUCAGCAGCGCUGAUCACCAUCGUGGAGAACGUACGCAUGAUCGUGAGCGAAGUCGCAGUGAUCAUCGCAUAUCCAGCUAUGCAUGCGAUGAUUCCUCUUUAGCCAUGAGUCAUGCUUUCAGUGGGAAUGUGGGUAAUGGUACCAUAACGCAUCAUCACAACCAUCACCAGCAACAACAGAUGCAACAACAACAACAUCGGCAACAACAACGCCGCGAAAAAACAUUUAAAGUAUGAUUUUUAGAGACGUCAUAAAAAUUUAGCCCCACUACCGAGGGGUCACCCACACCCAAGCGGGUGCAAACCAUCUAUGUGGCAACGUGGUAAAAACACCCUACUAACAGCUGGCAAUUUUGAAUGACAUUCAUUCAUCAUGCAAUCGAACGAACAAGAUCAUUUGCCCAGAGUAUGGCGGAGGUGACUGGUAAAAGGUAACCAAAGUGGUGGCGGCAAAAGGAGCGGAUUUGUAAUAAUAAUGAUAAUUUUAAGGAGACCAGCUGUGGAUUUGUUGCUUUAUUUAAUUGUAACUAAUUAUGUUGGCACAAUUGGCACCGUUAGUUCCGCCUAGUAGUUUUAAUGUUACUUAUACUAAAAAUUAAUUGAAAUUUGCUCUAAAGCUGUGAAACAAAAUAUUUGUAUUUGUAUUUUAGGGUAUGUUUUUUAUUACUUAUUAUUACUAAAUCAGUUUUAAUCAAAAGCGUUUAGGUUUUAUUAUAUCAUUAUAGUAAGAAAAACAAAUCAGUUGUAGUGGCAACAGUGGAGUUUAAAUUGUGACUCUCAUCACACACUUUCACUUCACUUCAAAACUAAUACGAAAACAAAAACUUACUCACUGCUCAAUUGUUUCAUUACAACACCAAAGCACUCUCCAAACUACAGACAAGAGAUACAAAAGAAACCAUAAAUUAUAAUCCAAAAAAUUAAAUAAUAAAGUGAAAAUUAACGGGAUAAACCAAAGUUUCCCCCUCUGCUUUCUAUAAUUUUACAAAUUUUUAACUAACCAAGAUACAAUUAUUCUGUUGCAUUGAAAAUACUUGAACAAUGAUUUCUUCUCAACCAAACUUACUCUCUAAUGCUCUCUAGAAAUACCUUGGAUUUGAUAAUUGUAUUAAGUCCGUUAUUGCAAAUUGCUUAAUCUCAAAACAAAAGAGAAAUAAUUUUUAUUAUUACUUUUUUAUAAAAAAAAAUAAGUUGUAUUCCUUUUUUUAAACUUUAUUUAUUAGUUUAUUAUUAUUAUUAUUAUAAGAAGUAAAAAUUAGCAAAAAGAAUCAAAAAACGAAAAGGAAAUUCAAAGCGUUUAAAUUAACAAGUAAUUAUUAUUAUGAAUACCGUUGCGAAAUGUCAAAAUAAAACAAAAAUUUUUGUGACGUCUAUAAACCAACAAACAAAACAAACAACAUCAAAAGUUAUAUUUAAUAUUUAAUCAAUCAAAAUACAAUUACAAAUACAACAUACAUUUAAACAAAUACGUAUUAUAAACAAUUUACAAAAUAACAUUAACUCUAACAUAUACUACUAAAUACUACAUAUUUAUUAUACAAAAAAACAUUUGCUUACAUUCAUACAUACAUAUUUAUAAACAUAAAAUAAUCCUUAAAGAUACAUCCUUUUCAUACACACUCUCUCAUAUACAAAAACAUAGAAAACAUACUAAUACACUUUAAGGCAUGAACAAACAUGUUUAGGAGACACAUUAAAAAAAUACAAUUUUGUACGUAUUACUAAAAAGAAAAACAAGUAAAAGUUAAAAAAGAAAAAAGUCUAAGCAAUAAUUCAGGUCUUUUUAACAAAAAAUGCAUUUAUUAUAUUUAAAAACUACAACAACAAUGGAAAGCUUUUUCUAAAAGGAUUCAUCAAAGCUUAAAGCAAGGUUUGAGUCUUACUUCAAGGAGUAUAAUAUAAAUCUUUCGAAUUGAUAUAAAUGUUGUUGUGGUUUUUACAAAAACUUAUUUUUCAUAACCGGUCUGAAACUUUAAAUGAAAUAAAUAUAAAUAUUACUUUUAUACUUUUUUUGUUUAACCGGUUUUUGUAAAUAAUUUAUAGUCCUUUUUUGUAUUAUUUCAAAAACUUUAGUUUAAAGGAAAAAGCACAAACGUUUAUACAAAAAAAAUACUCUUUCUUGUAACCUUUAACCCUUUCCUAACUCUCUCUCUCACUCUAAAUCUAAAAUAACGUAUUUUAAACUCUUGUACUCUCUUGAUCCUUAAAACAAAUUUAUAUAAAAUAUAUAUAAAAAACCAAACAUACAUACAUUAACA
Lucilia cuprina (Australian sheep blowfly) is the source of this 7501-nucleotide messenger RNA. RefSeq lists its product as uncharacterized. The record is from RefSeq and is a predicted model, not a curated record. NCBI's taxonomy places the organism in Eukaryota, Metazoa, Arthropoda, Insecta, Diptera, Calliphoridae. Gene Ontology annotation, cellular component: plasma membrane. Gene Ontology annotation, molecular function: volume-sensitive chloride channel activity; intracellularly calcium-gated chloride channel activity. The transcript has 11 exons.